Molecule: messenger RNA, 2023 nt
Organism: Labeo rohita (rohu)
Lineage: Eukaryota; Metazoa; Chordata; Actinopteri; Cypriniformes; Cyprinidae
Gene: dus2
Product: dihydrouridine synthase 2
Exons: 16
Coding region: 99-1601 (500 amino acids)
Biological process (GO): tRNA dihydrouridine synthesis
Cellular component (GO): cytoplasm
Molecular function (GO): flavin adenine dinucleotide binding; tRNA binding; tRNA dihydrouridine synthase activity
Source: RefSeq, a predicted model, not a curated record
GUCAGAACCGGAAGCGAGUGUUGCACCGUACACGCGUGUUCACCACAGUAGACUGAAGUUCGGUUUGAUGCUCCUUCAUUGUUGGUGGAUGGGUGGUGAUGAUGGCGAGCAGUGUGGGCAGGUUGUGUUUUGCUCAUAAGUCUGUUCUGGCCCCUAUGGUGAGGGUGGGCACUCUUCCCAUGAGACUGCUGGCUCUGGACUAUGGAGCAGAUAUUGUGUACUGUGAGGAGCUGAUUGACAUCAAAAUGGUCCAGUGUGAGAGAGUGGUAAACGAUGUGUUGGAGACGGUUGAUUUUGUUGCUCCAGAUGAGCGUGUGAUGUUUCGCACCUGCAGUAAAGAGAAGGGUCGUGUCGUCUUCCAGAUGGGAACGGCUGAUCCAGAGAGAGCGCUGGCUGUGGCUAAACUUGUGGAAAAUGAUGUGGCGGCUGUGGAUGUGAAUAUGGGCUGUCCCAAAGAAUACUCUACAAAGGGAGGAAUGGGUUCGGCACUUCUCUCUGACCCUGAGAAAAUUGAAGCUAUUCUCAGCACUCUUGUGAAUGGAAUUUCAAAACCCGUUACAUGUAAAAUCAGAAUCCUCUCUACACUUGAGGACACUGUGAAUUUAGUGAAGAGGAUUGAAAAAACAGGAGUGGCGGCCAUAGCGGUGCACGGCAGGAUGAAAGAAGAGAGGCCACGCCAUCCAGUCCACUGUGAUUAUAUCCAGGCUGUGGCUGAGAGUGUGUCCAUACCCGUCAUCGCCAAUGGAGGCUCUUCAGACAUAGUGAAGACGUUCGAGGACAUCGAGAAGUUUCGAGAGGCGGCAGGAGCGUCGUCUGUCAUGCUCGCUCGGGCGGCCAUGUGGAAUCCCUCCAUCUUCCGGGAGCAGGGGGCGCUGUCUGUGGAGGAGGUGAUGGAGGAGUACAUCAAAUAUGCUGUUCAAUAUGACAAUAACCCGUUUAACACCAAAUACUGCUUAUGCCAGAUGCUCAGAGACAGAGUUGAGUCUCCAUUUGGAAAACGCUUACAUGCAGCUCAGACUAAUGAAGAAAUAUGUGAGGUGUUUGGAAUGACUGACUUCUACAAAAAAACCACAGCUGAACUGGAGGCUAGAAAAGCUGCUCUACAAACAAACGGUGAUCAGUCAGAGCACCCAGAACUGAUAGAUGAUGUCAUCACAAUGCCUGUCCGGUUCGAAAGGCGAGAUUACCCUCCUCAGAUCACACCCAAGAUGUACCUGCUGGAAUGGAGCCGCAAAGAAAAGCUCGAGCAACCUGUGUAUGAGACGGAACAGCGAACUCAAGAUCGAGGGUUUCAGUCUACAGUUAUUGUGGACAAUAAGAAGUACCGCUCUACCCUGUGGGAGAAAUCGAAGAAGUUUGCAGAGCAGGCCGCAGCGAUCGUGUGUUUACGCACCCUCGGGCUUCCAGAGGGUCGGAUCGGAGAGGAGCACAGCGGCCUGGUAAAUAAACGCAAGAGGGACGACAAAAAAUGUGCAGCGCUAGAUGACAAUGAGUCAGCAGCACGAAAGAGACAUAUAAGCGAAGUCCCACAGGAAGAGGAAGAGGAAAUGAUAUGCAGGACGAAAGUUGUGAAUGGUGUCUGUGGUCAGACCACACGUUAAACAUCCAUCUGAACUCGCUGUAAAAGACAUUUCAUUCCUUUUCAUUACACUGCGCAAAGUGCCAUUUUAUCUGACAAACAAUCUGACACAACAGUGCAGUGCACUUUGUGUUUGCUUUUAAGUUUGUUCAGUUCAGUGUUCCCUUUACAGGUGCCAUCUCUGUCUUAUUGCACACUAGUGCUGGACUGUAAUUUGCUUGAUCCCACUGUUUGUGCAUGGAGGAAGACUCUUAAAUACACUUUUAACAGAUUUUGACAGAUUUUCACCCUUCACCAGAAGGGUGCAGUGUAUCUCCAAGUACUUGCAGUACAAAAAGUGCCAGAGGUACCGUAACCAUGAAACUUUAUUUAUUUUAAGUAUUUUAUCUUUAUUUCUUUCUUCUUGUUUUCAGCCUUAUUGCAAAAUAAAUCAUUUUAACUAUG